Pomacea canaliculata is the source of this 5585-nucleotide messenger RNA. Its product is annotated as NF-X1-type zinc finger protein NFXL1-like. Bases 196 to 2904 code for a protein of 902 amino acids. Gene Ontology annotation, biological process: regulation of DNA-templated transcription. Gene Ontology annotation, cellular component: nucleus. The transcript has 19 exons. NCBI's taxonomy places the organism in Eukaryota, Metazoa, Mollusca, Gastropoda, Architaenioglossa, Ampullariidae. Gene Ontology annotation, molecular function: RNA polymerase II transcription regulatory region sequence-specific DNA binding; DNA-binding transcription factor activity, RNA polymerase II-specific; zinc ion binding. The record is from RefSeq and is a predicted model, not a curated record.
AUAAUAUUUUUUAACAGUGAUUUUUUUUUAAAGUCUUUGCUACGUUUUCGAACUGCCAAAUCAUCAAAUGACGUGUCGACCAUGGAUCAUGGAUCGUCUGCUUGGCAUAAAUACCUACGAUCAUUAUUUCUAUUAAUUUAUGUUAAACUCUCGCAUUGCUAAUAAGACAUUAGUGCUUCUUUGCGCUAUAAUACAAUGAACAACAAACCGGCAUAUUUGAGAGGCAAAGGUCAGGGAAGAGGUCGAGGAAGAGGGCACACAUCAGGUGGGGUAGGAUCAGGAGACGCCCAGCGAUGGGAGCCACAAAACGGAACUACAUUAGUCAGUCUUAAACCUGGAUUGCCAGUACCCGGCACCAGCUGGUCUACAUGGAAGACGCCUAGUCCUAUUACAACAGAUAAAACUGAAGUCAAGGAUAAUAUAGAUGCAUUUGCAAAAGCAAGCAGUAGACAUCAGGAAGCACUCAAGCGCCAUCUCCAAGACUUUGCUGAUGAUGCAGAAUCAGAUGAGGAGGAUGUUGCAGACAAAGUGAUAGAGAACAUCUUUAAGUCAUAUUCCACUAACUAUGAUGAAGAUGAGGACAGCCAGGAUGACAUCUCCAAAGCCCAAGAGCUUUUACUUCAUUCCUUUCGCUCUGGUGCUUCAGCUUGUCUCAUCUGCAUUGACAAUAUUAAACGGGAGGAUGUAAUCUGGACAUGUCAAGGGUGCUACUGCAUGCUGCAUCUGCAAUGUAUACAAAAAUGGGUUCGUGAGGGUGUAUACCAACAGCAGUACCAGGCAGAUUUGUCCACAGGGACAACAGACUCAGGAUUUCCUUGGUUCUGCCCCAAGUGCCGCCAUGAAUACAAGCAAAUUGAAUGUCCUACCCAUUCCUACUGCUUUUGUGGUAAAGUCUGUGACCCCAAGUUUGACCCAUGGCUUAUUCCUCACUCUUGCGGACAGACAUGUGGUCGUGGACUUAAACCUAGCUGUGGACAUUCAUGCCUUCUCAACUGCCAUCCAGGACCAUGUCCUCCAUGCCCAAAGAUGGUACAGGCUUCAUGCCACUGUGGGAAAAGUGUCCCCAUACCAAGACGAUGUAAUGCACGUUCCUGGGCAUGUGGUAAAAUUUGUGGACGAACUCUAUCAUGUGGUCAGCACAGCUGUGAAGAUAUCUGUCAUCCAGGUGAAUGCAAACCAUGCUCUAAGUCAAGCAUGCAGCCUUGCUCUUGUGGUAAGAAGAAAGCCAGUCGUCCAUGUGCCAGUCCUCAGUGGCAUUGUGAACAGAUGUGUGGAAGACGCCUGUCCUGUGGAAAUCAUCUGUGUGAGAAGAUAUGCCACAGUGGGCAGUGUGGAAGUUGUCCCAGGUCUGGGAUCAGGAAAUGUCCUUGCAAAAAAACAGAAUACGAGCUGCCAUGUACAGAAGACAUUCUUACCUGCGGGGAUACUUGUGGACAACUGUUGCAGUGUGGGAUACAUACCUGUACUCAGCGAUGCCACCAAGGAUCGUGCGGUCAGUGCCUGCAGCUGACACUGAAGCGAUGCCGUUGUGGCCAGUCACAGAAAGAAGUUCUUUGCAGCAAGGAGUAUCUAUGUGAAAAGAAAUGCACAAACCAGAGGGACUGUGGGAAACAUCAGUGCAAGCGAAAGUGUUGCGAUGGUCAUUGCCCUUGCUGUGAGCAGACCUGUGGGAAAACGUUAGGCUGUCGUAAUCACAAGUGCCUUAGUAGAUGUCAUCGAGGCCCAUGCUAUCCAUGUCGAGAAACCAAAGAUAUUACUUGCUUCUGUAAAGCCACCAAAAUUACAGUACCUUGUGGGAAAGAAAAGGUCACCAAACCUCCGCGAUGUAAUCUUCCUUGCAAAAAACCUCCAGAUUGCCAUCAUCCAGAGCGUCAGAAGCACCGCUGCCAUUUUGGGGAGUGUCCACCAUGUUCCCAGGUGUGCAGGAACAAGCUGCCUGCAUGUCAGCAUACCUGCCCGGCACUUUGUCAUGAUGUUGUGAAAGUCAAAGUGGAGGAUAAGACAAAAAAGGAGGGUCCAUGGGAAGGCCGCCGAACGUCCUACAUUGAGACUGUGAGGAAGCCCUGUCCCCCUUGUCAGGUGCCAACACCCAUAGAGUGCAUGGGCAAACAUGAGAUCACAAAUUUCCCUUGCUCAGGAGUGCAACAGUACUCAUGUGGAAAAAAAUGCGAACGACAGCUAGCAUGCAGCAACCACACCUGUCAGCUUGAGUGUCAUGUUGUGACUGGAGCUCCAGAUAGCCGUCAGGCAGGUGAGAAUUGUGAGCCCUGUGAGUCACAGUGCCAAAAGCCAAGGCCAGAAGGGUGUACACAUGCAUGUCUGCAAUCAUGCCACCCUGGCAAUUGCCCACCUUGUACUACAAUGGUACGCAUGCGUUGUCACUGCCAAGCUGUGGUCAAGCACAUAUCAUGCCAUGAGUGGCUGGAGGCUGGACCAGAACGUCAGAAUUCUCUGAAGUCUUGUGGUGGACCCUGUCCAAAACUGAUGACCUGUGGUCACCAGUGCCCUAAUAUCUGUCAUCAUGGACCAUGUGUGGAUCAGAAAAAGUGUGAAAAGAAGGUUAUUAUCCGCUGUGCUUGUAAGCGUAAAAAGAAGGAUUUGCGAUGCAGUGAACGACAGGAUGAUGAACAAUUGCAAUGUGAUGAGAUCUGCGAAAAGAUUCAAACAGAAAAGAAAGAAGCUCAGGAAGAAGAGAGAAGGAAAAAAGAGGAAGAAGAAGCUCGCAAACAAGCUGCAGAAUUGGAAGAAUUUGAGCGGCACAUCAAAGGCAGACGCAAAAAACCACGUAGACAGAAAGAGGAAGUGGCUGAAGCUAGUUUUGGGGAAAAACACCAGAGGAAAAUCCUCUUUUUUGUUUUUGUUGUUGCUUUAGUUGGUUUUGCUGUCUACAUUUUUUCAAUGUAGCUUUCGCUUUUAUCUCAGGGUUACUUUAGCGUCCAUGUGGAUAUUUAUUUAAAUGGAAUUUAUUUUUAUUGCUGUUUAUUCUGAAAGUGAUGUUAAGUGAAAAAAAGGAGGAUCACUAUCUCUCUAAUUGUAUUGCUAUCUAAGGAGCACCUGACAAUCUUACCACUUGGGAAACAGUUAGCCAUAGAGCAUCAGCAUCUAAACAACAUGUACCUUCAAGGUGCAGCUUACUUUUUUUCUAGAUGACCUUGCUGUUGUAUGGUUACCUGAUCUCUUAGAGGGUUAGAGAAGGUGAGACAGUAAAAAGAAAACACUGAUAAGGAUUGUGUAAUUGAUGUAGAAAUCACUUUUAGUAUCUGCUCAUAUGCAAAAUCUUUCAUUCCUGGUAGUAUUCUAGUGGUUCUUCAAAGCACUCCCACAACCAGUGUUUCAUCAGUUUGUUAAAUUCCAGAUGGGGUCUUACUAUGGUUGAGAUCAGCAUUCUCAGCAUACCCUAGUUGAGAUGUAAAAGAUGAUCUCUUAAUGAUUGCAAGGAGGCUGUUGGCCUUAUUCGCUUAAAUCUUAGUAUGUUGGGAGAACUUGAGGUUUUUGUUUAUGUGACCUUCCACAGUCUCUUUCAAGGGUGGUUGCUUUAACUCAAUUCAUUCUGUGCUGUGCUUCCUUCUUUAUAAUUGUGUUUCAUAUUGCUUUUGCCUGUUUGAAAUGUUUUGCACUUGUCUGAAUGAAAACUUAUCUGCUACAGAGCCUUUGCCAAGUCCCUUGAUAACUGUUGCUUUCCCUUGUCUUUAUUUACAUGUUGUGGACCUUUGUAUUGUACACAGUAUAUGCACACUGGGUGCUCUUCGCUAAUUAAUAAAAAUCACAAAUAAGAUAGGUUUGUGAACACUCCAUUGACGGAAGCCUCCUGGAAUCUCUGUUAUCGUUCUUAAAUCAUUCCAACGCCUGCAUUUUUGUAGAGGUGCAAUCAAUGAAACCACUGACAAUAAUUAUCUCACCUUUUUCUGGUCUUGUCUUUCCCAAAGGCAACAUUUUACAGACCGCGCAAGUGCCUACAGUAUAGGUGUCGAGGUAUGCAAAGUUAGGUGAGUGUGAGAGAAAUCUUUUGUUGCUCACUGUGCCGUAUGUUUUAGCAAAAUAGAGAUAAAUCUCAUUAAAGACUAUAGCUGAAUUAAUGUUACCUCAUUCCAUUUCUGAUAAUACCUUCUUGGAUUUACAGACUGCUGGUGAGAGUGAGUGCUCUUUACUGGUUGGUCUCUGAAGAAAUACAGUCUGAGAAUGGCGAGAUAAUACUUAAUACCAGGGAUAGGGAAACCUAGUUUUCUUCCAGGACCCAUUGGGACAUUUAUAACAUUAUUCACAGGCCUUGAAUUUUCAUCAUCAGAAAUAUUAGCCUGCUGUAUUUGGUAAAGCCAUAGUUUUGCCGUGGUGUGUUAACACUUUAGUGAUGGGUACACCUCCAGCCUGCCUGUCCUCAGAGUCACCACAAUAUAGGCUGUAAUCAGAUGACGAGUAGCAUACAUCUGUCCCAUCAUAUAUUGGUAUGUGUCCUAUCCCAUAAUGGAUGUUCCUAUAUUGUCCCUCAAAAUUUACAUUUUAAUGAUGAUUUGCUUAAUAUAAAUUUAUGUUGCUAUGAUAAGAGCUCCUAGAUAUACCGAAUUUCGAUUCUUGCCUGAGGCUGCCUUGGCCACACCAGACCAACUGAUUUUGCAGACCUUAUAUAUAUAUAGCCUGCAGGACAGACACUUCCCGUUCCGGCUUCACACAUUAAAAGUGUAUAAAAUCUGUAGCAUUAGAGAACGCCUUAUUGUUAGCAUCAAAUAAGAUGGCCUCCCUUAGGAGGUUAUGAACUCAAGACUAAAAGCAAGUGAUCUUCAUAGGCCAUAGGCUGGAUUUUAUUUUGUGCUCCUAAUGACUGGGUAAAUCAGAGUGCAAGAUACUGUUUCCCAGAAUUUGAAUGAAUAAACCUCUUCUCCCUUCUCAUAAUCAUGCACAGAUAACACUAAACACCACAGACAUCAGGACUGGGCAUUGACAAGUUUUUCUGUCCAAAAAAUGUGACAGAUAUUUAGAUAUUAAAUGCAAUAUCUAGAACAUUUUAGAAUAGGACCUCUUGCUGGUGCACGCUUAACAUCUGAGCUGUUCUCAUGAUUCGUCUUUAAGCCCAGAUUUCUCACUUGUUUUCAUUGAUUUGUAAGCCUGUCAAGCAGAGACACUAAUCCUUGAAAGGAUCAUCAACACGGUCAGCUCUUUUAAAUAUAUUAGCACCCUAACUAGAUGUAACAUGAGCACAAGUGUUACCCUUUGAUGAUAUUGUGCAAUGAUGAACAGCUUGGCAUUUCCUUAGGAGACUUUCAAUAGUCAAGCUAAUUGGUUAGCAUUUGGCACACACACUUCAAUUUCUCUCUUUAAUGUUUGUGUUAAUCUGAUUGGUAUAAACAAUAUGCAUCUAUAUAAACAGGAACACAAGAGGAUGAGACCACAAACACCGGACUGGAUUUUUGAAUCUUUUAAUGGUCUUAAGCCAAAGAAACCUGGUAUAUCUCAAUAGUAUUAACCUUCCUAUUCUGUGAGGAUUGAAAUAUUUUGGUUUCAUCAUAAAAAUCAUUACCUUAUAGUUAAGUCCUUUGCUUGUAAGAAAAUGUUGCAUUUCUGUUCCAAAUAAAUUAGUGUAUUACACUUUA